Scatophagus argus is the source of this 4342-nucleotide messenger RNA. Its product is annotated as transmembrane protein 200B. NCBI's taxonomy places the organism in Eukaryota, Metazoa, Chordata, Actinopteri, Scatophagidae. The record is from RefSeq and is a predicted model, not a curated record. Bases 354 to 1172 code for a protein of 272 amino acids. The transcript is spliced from 2 exons.
UAGGCAAAUCAAAACACUGGCUGCAGAGGCGCACAAGCAGCGAGGAGACGCAGGGGAGCGGAGGCACAGCAGCUUUGCACCACUUUUAGUAAGACUCUUAUUUAGUGUAAAAGCUUCAUUUGGAGCUCCGCGGCACCCGGCUGCCUCGCACUGUGAAGCCAAACAUGAAGAGAAAGCGUAUUAAUCUGAGGAGGAUUUAGCUGAAAGUCCGGAAUCACCCGCAAAUCAAAGUGGUGGCGAAGACACGCGGAGGAGUGGGAGGAAUAACGCAACUCAGAGUUAUUUAUUUGGAUAAUGCCGAGGAGCCAGUUUCUGCUUCGGAUUUACGCCCAAAACAAGUCUGAAGCCAGAGGAUGACAGCAACCAGCCCUGCCUGCAGCCCCGCUUCCUCCCACUCUACCCAGUCAUCACGCGUUUGCCUCCCAGAAUGCCACAGACACUUCAGGAAAGGCAGUGCUCUCCAAACCAAACUGCACCUGCGCUCUGCCCCAGGUGUGUGGUUAAUGCUGGGCGUAGUGGUGGUUUUGGUGGGGAUGGGUGUUGCUGUGGCGGGCUACGUAUCCGCAGCACCGAAGCCUGUGGGCGGCCGAGGCAGCACACAUGUUGACAGGAUGAAGCUGGCCGGACCCGUGGUCAUGGGAGUGGGUUUGUUCAUCUUCAUCUGCGCCGCCACGCUGCUGUACGAGAACCGGGACCUGGAGGUCCUCAGACGAGACACACCUGACGACCUUGAGGAUCUGAAAGGAGGAAGCGGCUGGGAGGACUCGCAGGAGCAGCCCAGCUUCAGCUGUCAGGAGCAGUGGGAAUGUAAAGACGGAGAGCAGGGAUGCUGGGCCACUUCGGCCCACACACUCCCCCUCUCAAACCAGAACUGUGCUCCUCCUCCUCUUCCUCUUCCUUCUCCUCGCAGGGACAGACACAGCGUCAGCAGUAGACCAUCACCAGUGCCUCCCUCGGAUGCAGGAGGUGGAGAUAAAGAUGAGCCUAAGGAGGAGGACAAGGAGGGAAGAUCAACCCUGCUGGCCCGAGUUCUGCACCACCAGGAGCCGACUCCUCAGCCUCCCUCCCCCUGCCCGUCCAUUUCGCAUUCCUCCGUCUACUCAGACUCUUGCAACUCUAGCGAAGUCAACUUCAACAUAAGGACAGUCUCUCCCCUGCCACCUCAACAAUGAACCCCCCCCCCCCCCAGGCCGGUUCACCCUCGACUGUCUCAUAAAAUAUGCAUGAUGAGAUACAUUUGAACGUUUCACGUGCAGACGCACUCUAAAGAGUAUGCAUUCCUCAAUAAACAGAUGAAAUGUUUGUUGGUAUGUUUUAGUGCCUCCGAGUGGCGCAGUGGCUCUGAGUCACUGUCUGUGAAGGGUGUUUUUGUCCUACAUCGCUCUCUGACUCACCCGCGUUUGAAAGAUUGAAGCUAUGCUGUUUGAUGUCAACUCACCAACUUGUUGUCUUUGAACUCACCCAUGCCCCGAAUCCCAAAAGCCACUGCUUCUUUUACCAUAUUAGGACGUAAGGAGGACUGCUGAAAACUUCUUGGGGUGCCAUAAUGGGAGAAGGACACACUCACUCUCUCUCUUCCACUUUCCCUCUCUCUCUCUCUCUCAGUAACACACACGCACACACAUCCUCUCCACAGAGACCCACAGCAGAUAUGUUUCCUUGCUGGAGAGGUUUGGUUAAGAGGAUGAGCCAGAUCCAGAUUAGGCCUCAAAUGAGUCUUUAUCUAAUCUUACACAUAGUGCAAUCUACUCUUUAUCAGAGGAAAUUCUGUCUCGGUGUAAACAACACAAGCACCUAAGGCCACACUCCACUCACUCGCCACCUACAGUCACGCUAUAAAUACCAGCUGGUGUUCUGUACAAAUGUAAGAGAGGACUAUUUUUUUUUUUCAAAACUGUAAUUCAAAUUUUUUUCUUAAAUUCACAGUGUCAGAUGCUCAGUUUUCUCCCUUUUCUCAAGUGCGGUAAGGUGAGAUCUUAAAGAAUUUCAGUCAGAUGGUGGAUACAAAGAAAAGAGCAAAGACUCUGGCGAGGCUGUUAUGAGUUAUUCCUGACGCAGCUUAACUGAGAAAAGCGGUCCUGUGAGUCGCGUAACUGGAGCCUCGCUCUCCCACCAUGCCGACCUUUCAUCUCCUCUCACUUCAUCAUUUGAUUCCUACGCUUUAUUCAAAUACUCCUCAUCCUCCGUCUCAAUCCUUGUCUCCUGCAAAACAGCCAAAAUAGAGAAAACAGAGCAAAACAAUGUAGAGUAAAACAUUAUCGGUUCCAAUUAAGCGUGUUUGAACAGGCGGAGAGCUAAGGGGGUAGGAUUUUAAUUAUCGCCAGCAUUUUCUCCUCCAGCCUCUAAUUACACAGGGGAUCAGUCUGAAGGUUUUUAUAGGUGCUUUAGGACCGCAGAGUAUUUCCUUGUUGUUUGGGCCCAUGCUGGGAUCCUGCUAUCCAGAUGAGACUGAGACUGAAGUGUACAGUAAUUUGCAGCCACAUAUUUCACUCACUGAAAACAGCACCCAUCUCUCACUCACAUAUACACGCACGCACUCAGCACAGGGUUUUGUGUAGGUUCGGUAUGCUGUUUUAAGAUGCUGGAUGUAUCUUUAAGCAGCAGGGAUGAGAUGGUGAGAUGUGCCUGAAUCUUGCAGCGAGCUGCAAGCAGCCUCCUUCUCGCUCAGAAAGGCAGCUCUCUUCACACUCUGACACAUACAUGAGUCCUUCUCGGUGUGAGAUGCUCUGAUGUGUUUACAUUUAGAGGGGAAGAUGCUGGAUUGUAGAGCUGCAGCCUAAAAUUGUUUUCAUUAAUCUGUAGCUUAGGUUGCCAGUUUAUUGAGUACAAGUAAACCAAACUAAUGCAGUCUUAAUACAGCAGUCCUGCAAUAAUAUCUGACCUCAUGAAGGUUAUAAUGUUUUAGAGGUGUUUUUCAACAUUGUGUUUGUUUUGGAGGGUGAACUGGGAAGUGCUGUUUAAUUGUACUUUGUCCAUCUCAUUAAAUGAGGUCAGGCUAAAAAAUGCAAACCCCACUGUUUGUAUUAUGCAAUACAGUUCAACUGCACCAUGCGGCUACCUCCUGCAAAAUAUGACAAAGUUGUCAAAAAAAACUAAAAAAUGCCAUCAUCAGUAUUUAAAUUGCGUCAAAGUGUUUAUUCUUUCCAAACAACACUCCAAAACUCAAAGAUACUGAGUUUAAUCUCAGACAAGACAAAGGAAAGCAAGACAUUUUCAGAUCUGACAAGCUGAAACCAGCAAAUGCAUGACUGAAGUGAUUAACUAAGUUUCAGUUUCAGCUCUGCUAGUAGCAGGAAUAACUUUGUCCAUCUCUUCAUACAUGUGUUGCAUAUCAAUGUGGCUAUCACAGCAGUUUGUGAAACAGCAACAAAAUGUGAUCAAUCAGUGACUUUGUGUAGACAAGCAUGAAUUGUCAGUUGUCUUCAUAACAGCAUGACAGAGUUAAAAAUGGAAAAUUCAUGUCCGUGUACGCAAAUCCUAAAGAUAUUGUAAAUAUUGCCAGUAUUUCAUGGACUGAUUCUUAAUUAUAAUCUUGAAUCACAACCUUCCCUUGACCUUUUCCAAAGUGAAUCCUCUAGACGACAGCUCAUGACAGAUUCGUGAAUACAUUUCCUAACAUUAACCAAAGCGCUUUUUGAUUCCGCAUGCUUCAUGAAUGUAGCUUCAUUCAGUCAAAGAAAUGUGGCGCAGGCACAAAAGACAGUCGUGGAGCUGACAUCCAGGUACACAAAUUGUAUGGAUUACAUUAGGUGGCUGCUGGACAAACUGCCGUGAUACUUUGUAAUGUGUUAUGUGCUGUUACAUAAUUCAGCAACAGAAGUUUUUUGCUGCAUUGAGAAUAUAACUGAAUCACAUUCCCUCCUCUGUGAGAUUAGUGUGUGUGUGUGUGUGUGUGUGUGUGUGUUGAUACAUAUCUGAGCAGACACAGGAGGCUGUAAGCUGCUUAACCAUGCGCUGACUCAGGACACAUGCAAUUUCUGUUUUCCUUAAGAGAGAGAAGAGCUACGAUCAACAUUUUUUGAUAUAAAAAGAUGCGAGCGACUAAGGAUCAACCAGCCAGAAGAUGCCAUUUUAAAAAACAUUGGGCUUUUUUUUUUUUAUUUGUUUGUUUUUUUUUAAAUGAAAGACUUCACCAGUAACAGCAGGAAAAAGGGAUUCGGUUAAGACAUCUUUGUAAUAAAUGAGAAGCAUGAGCUAGAUGGAAAAAUGCUUCCUCCCAUUUUUGUCUACAUCUGGUAUUCACUAUUUCAUCAAAGCAGAGGGAUGAGUUACCAGCUUGGUUUUAUUUGUAAAAUUCUCACUGUGUCCUCUGUUAAAAAUGCUAAUAAACCAAAUGACAUUU